Topomyia yanbarensis is the source of this 16974-nucleotide messenger RNA. RefSeq lists its product as uncharacterized. Gene Ontology annotation, molecular function: protein binding; GTPase activator activity. Bases 1292 to 5995 code for a protein of 1567 amino acids. Lineage: Eukaryota; Metazoa; Arthropoda; Insecta; Diptera; Culicidae. Gene Ontology annotation, biological process: activation of GTPase activity; regulation of small GTPase mediated signal transduction. The record is from RefSeq and is a predicted model, not a curated record. The transcript is spliced from 26 exons. Gene Ontology annotation, cellular component: cytoplasm.
AAUUGUUGGAUGAUGGUGGUCGCCUCCCCCCCUGGAACAGGAACUGGAAUAUCUUAAGGACAACCAGUUGAUUUGUGUGCCGUUUCCGGUGAGCGAAGCGUGGGGAAUGGUUUAUCCUCCUGAGCCCUCUCCGCCUGGUACAGGGGUCAUAAUCUAGAGCACGAAGAAGAAGCAACUGGUAGUGAAUGGUGAGAAUCCAAGUGGUGAAAAAGUGGAUUGUUUCUGCUUUAUAUAUAUUCGGUGUGCUGCAUGUAGUUAUACAGAAAGCGACUGUUGGGAUAAAUUUUCCGAGAUGUGAUUGUGACUGUUGGGUUGGGUAGAAGUACUUCCUAAAGGAAAAUGAUACUUAGUCAAAAUGCUGUAACAGCAGCUGACGAUGAUUACGAAGGCAAAAAGCCCCUAAGUGUUUCUCUAAGCCACGGUACAAGUGAACAGUAUCCAGAAUUUCUCACGUCUAACUCGGCUGUCGUGAUUCUGCAGCGCCCGAGCUCCGAGAAGCAUGUGGUAAUAGAACAACUGUACAUAAGAAAGGGUAUUUCUCUGCACUGGCACAGCUUUGGUGAUAAUUGAGUUAUCCGAAGGAAGACCAAGAAUAAUCGGAUCUGCAGUUAAUGGCGAAGGGAAGAGUGUUUAUUUUUAGAAAUUUUCUUCCUUCGUGGCAGGAAAUUUUAUUUGCAUGAAGUGAAUAUUGGAACUCUCCACAAAGUGACUUGAAUCUGUAAAAAAAGUUUAUUAAUAAAUAACGAACGAAACUCGGUGGAUUUAUAUCCACAAAAUCUGUACAUAUACAUAUAUUGAAGGUGAACAAAGAGUCGGUUUUGUGCAAGCAACCGUGAUAGGAUCCUGGCAGAAGUGAAACCGAAAGUCUAACAGACGUAUUAUAGGGAUACAUACCCGUGGAGGGAAUCGUCAAGACGACCACCACCCAACGCGAACGUUUCGACGUGAUUUUUCUCUACGCUCCUGAACCACCACCUGCCAGUUUGAGACGACAUUGAAGACGCAUCCGAGCAGCAUUACACUGGAUCAAAAUUGCGGGAAACGAAGAACCAAAUUGCCGCUGUGAAGAGAGGGAAAGACAGAGAGAACAACACACAAAGUAAUAGUAACCCGAGGAUCCAACGAAGUGGUGUGUUCGUUAGGGGUUCCUCCCCUUCCGCCUAAGUCAAAACCAUCUGAGAAAAAUCAAAACUAACCAAAACAAAAAAAACGCUAUCCCAUUUGUGACACAGACCUCAGGUCAGGUCGUCCCGCCCGGAACCGAAUCCGAACCGGCCGUAGAACAUGAACCAUGGCAAAACUGCGUCAUUACAGUCUCGACUCUUCUCGCAAGCGCAAACUUCACUUACUGAAACUCCACAGACACAGUUUGGCCACCAGUUACACCAAGACCAUGACGGCAAUAUGUUUCGUCUGCAAUCUGCCUAUCAUGUCUCACCAAGUGGGACUGGUCUGGCAGGGUGGCAAUGGCUGGGACGAUCUAGUACGCGAACAGGUCGAGGAAUCCACCGUAAGACAACGGCUCGGUGGGCGAAGGGACUCUGCUGCUCAAAUCAGUGGUGCAUCACCUCCUAGUACAUCACCACCACCUGGUGCUCAACGCCGACGCCGCAGUUCACUUGCUCAGCUGACCGAUAUCUUGCGCGAAUGGAGUGGCGGGGGUUCCCGACGACAGAAGGCUCCACUGAACCGGCGCGAAACACUAGCUGACCUUGCAAGAAGUCUGCCCUGGAGCAAGGCUAACAGUACCGAUACCUAUAACAAUAACACUAUUGCCAACAUCGCUCAUGCUCCUCCUCUGCGCAAAAGACGAGAAUCAAGUGCCGAUUCGGGUGUGAAAAGUUUGUCCUUCCGGAAAGAUUCCUACGUUUCGGACUUUCGAGAGUACCGUGAACGAGAACGGGAACGUGAUCGAGAGAGGGAACGGGAGCGAGAACGUGAGCGAGAGCGUGAACGUGAACGAGAACGGGAGCGGGAGCGAGAUAGAGAACGUGAUCGUGAUCGCGAAGAAUAUAUCUACAAUGCUGAUGGCUAUCGGAAUGGCUCUCGUCGUAACUCCAACGACUCCAGCCGGGAUCGCUCAUCGCGUAGGGAGUCAAUCAUCGGAGGUACCGCCACUCCGCCACCGCCAAAAGUAGUCGGAGCUCAGCGGAAACAGCAAGGCCGCAAGGAUUCGCUAGUAGUGAUGGAAAUGCCUAACUUUCGCCAGGAGCAACGACCCUCGACGAGUUCGACCGCAUCCGAUUCUGGUCCCCUUUACGUAGCCAUCUGUCAAGUUGAUUCCGCCUGUCAGUCCAUCAUGCCCCCGACCAUUAUCACCAGCUCGGUAACGCCCCCGGCCACCAGUCCCACAGCACAGAAGGGUCGUCGUGAUUCGACUACCCAGUGCGGCAUGAAAAUAUCCCGACGUGAUUCCCGUGUAAGUCCUGAACGUGCCCAGCGGCUUUUGAAGCUGCAAAGACAAGCCACUACGUACGACGAAAGUUGUCUGCCACCGGGUGGCUGGAGCCGGCGUGGUUCCCAACCGGCGCUCAGUCCGGAUGGGGAAGGUAGCGAACGGCAGGCGAGAAGGGAUAGCCUCAGUCCGGACAGUGCUUCGCGUGGCGGCCGCCGUGAUUCCCGCACGCACCUUUCGCCGGAUCGCAGCCACGAGCGCGAGGGCAGUCCUCGUCGCAGCCGACGCCUACGAAGACAAUCAUCAUCCGCUGCUCGACAGCCCCGUUCGCCGGAAUCGAGCAGUUGCUGUUCGUCCAGAGAUGCAAGUCCAUGCGCACGACCACCGCCACUACCGGUGGAAAGCACAUCUCGCCCAUCGAUCCGCCGCCAGUCGACGACGGAGGAAAUUUUGAUAGCGCGUGGCUUUCGCCGCCAGAGCACCACCGAAGAGAUGAUCCGCUGUCGAAACUUUCGCCGCCAAAGCUCGCAGAGUGAUGACACCAGCCGCUACCGCGGCCGCCGGGACUCGAGCGCCCAGAUCAUUGACGGUACCGUGAGCACCAUGACAGUGGAAACUACCAGUACGUUUUUUGAUUCUAGUACUCAAACAGAACCAUCCCCGCUGUAUGAGAACAAUCACUAUCACGAGGAAUGCUUGAGGUGCAACUCAUGUGGUCUCAACUUAACCGGUCCCAAUCAGAAGAGAGCCAGACGUUUCAAGAAUCAAAUUCUCUGCGAUCUGCACUUCGCAGACGUCGCCCUGAUGGAGUGUUCGGACUUUAUGCAGCAAUUGCGCAGCUUUAAGCCACAAUCCCUCGGAUGUGCCGUGGCCCGACGGAAAAGUUCCACCACGCUCAUCUUCCCACUGCCACCGCAAGCGUGCUCAGACGAGUUCUGCGAAGACUAUCCCCACAAUCUGAUUCCUACUCCCGGUUAUUGGAUCGAAUGUUCCCGCCAAAAGAUUAACUUCCCGAACCAGCACACGAUAUGGGACGACAGCGAGUCAGAGCACGAGGAUGCAGCCCGUGGAGGAAUCGAUCCUCCGCUGGAGCGCAACUGCAGCGACCUGUACGAAGAUGACGAAGAUUCGGACAACGUGCCAAGUCAGCGUUUCCGCAGAAAAAAGACAGCCAUCGAGGAACAGUGGGAGCAACAGCAAGGUUUCGAACUUACCUCCGUCGAGCAGGAAACGUACGAGAAGUACUUCUACGGGACCGAGCACUGGAACUACUUCACCAACGAUGAGGACCUCGGUCCGGUUAUCCUCUCGAUCAAGCAGGAAACGAUCAACGGGCGCGAUCAAUUUAGGAUAUUAGUUAGAGCUAUAUCGUACACCGUACAUGGACUGAUACCAGCCUCCUGUGUUUUUGCUGAUAGGUAUAAUAGAGAAGAAGUAGUUAGAUCGUUAGGUAAGGAAGUAAACUUAAAUCCACCUUUAACGCUAGGACAAUUACCAGACACUCCGGAAGAACUACUCAAACUGGACCAGGUUUUCAUAAAAUCUGAACUGAAAGUGGGCGUAAUCUACGUGAAGGAGGGUCAAUAUACCGAAGAACAAAUUUUAGACAAUAAUGAAAAUUCACCGUUAUUUGAGGAAUUUUUACAGCUACUAGGUGAUAAAGUUAGAUUACGUGGUUUUGAUAAAUACAAAGGCGGCCUUGACACUGUUCACGAUUUAACAGGACUUUACUCCGUUUAUACAAACUGGCGUUCGAUAGAGAUUAUGUUUCACGUUUCCACGCAACUGCCGUACGAACGGCACGAUCCCCAGAAGCUGCAGCGAAAGCGCCACAUCGGCAACGACAUUGUCUGUGUGGUGUUCCUCGAAGCGGACAACACCGCCUUCAGUCCGGCGUGCAUCAAGAGCCAUUUUUUACACACGUUUAUUCUGGUUCGCGUUUCAGCUCGAAUCAAGCGGAAACCGACCCGAUAUGAAGUGUCAGUGGUGACAAGGGACGAAGUAGGUGCCUACAAACCCUAUCUUUGGGAGCAAUCCGUGUUCGAAAAGGGUCCGAUGUUCAGGGAAUGGCUGCUGACGAAGGUCGUAAACGGCGAGCGGGCGUCCUACUCGGCACCGAAGUUUGCCCGAAUGCAGGAACGCACCCGCUCGCAGAUGCUCGAGGACAUCGUGGCCAACCUGGCCAAUCACGCCGAAACCGGACAGAUCCCCAAACCAUACCGACGGGGUUCGUGGAGACCCAUCGGACACAUGAGGCCUUCUUCACCGUUACUAGAUUCGGUUAGAGAUCAGUUCGAGGACUAUGAUCAAUUAGCGAAGGAUUUUACACGCGUAUUUUUAAACUCAGAACCGUCGUGUCUUCAGAACGCACAGCUAUUCGACGUGGUGUUCCUGGUAGGCCAGCAGUCGAAGCAACGCGCCCGUUUCAUCGGCGUCCGCGCCAUACUCGGCGUGAGGAGUCGUGUCUUUCAGGAAAUGCUGUACGGCAUCCAAACUGGUUUCGGAUCACCUCAAGUCCCGGUCGCUGAGCUCUUAGCCCGACCGGCUCCUACGCUUCUAUCACCGCAAAACCAACGGCCCAAGAGCAGUAACUUUCUUCAAGUGCCGGACAUCGAAUCGCCCCGACCGAAAAGUGUUCCCUCGUCUCCGAUGGUGAAGCGAGCAUUCUCCCGCCUCGGCACGAUCACUGCCGGGUGGGGCCGUUCGAUAAGGAAACAGCAAUCGCAGCUCAACGUGGAAGACAAAAAGAAGUGGGCCUCCUCCCAGGAUUGUUCCGAUAAGGAUGGCAAAGAAAGAGAUUCUAAAAACAAAGCCAAUGCUAGCCAACUAGCCGUUCCAAGACUGUCCGUUUGUGCCGAUGCACAGAAGGUGGAUCGCGCGAAACUAGCGCAGACCGAGUUCACGAUCAUUGAGUUCGAUCCGGAGACGUUCCGGGUGCUGCUGGAUUAUUUGCACACCGGCAGUUGCCCGUUGACGUGCAUAUCAAUUCCAGGAUUAAUCUGCGCUGCCGAACACUACGAUCUUCCCGAGCUGUUGCAAGCCUGUUUCCAUCACGCAAAACAGUUCCUACGGAUAGACGUUGUCUGUCCGAUGUUAACGUCGCUGGAGAACUACUACUGGCGAUACACGUCCGCCUCCGAACUGGUCAAUAUGAUUCUGGCGUUCGUCGAAACCCGUGCGUACGCUUUAUUCCAAACAUCGGAUUUCCUCACGCUCAGUGAAAGUAUGGUGCAAAUGAUCAUGUGUCGGAAUCUAGAGAUACCCGAGGUCCGCAAGUUCGAAGCUAUGUUGGCGUGGGCGAAGCAAAAGGUGAAAUCGAAAGCAUCGGCUAAAACGGACGCCAAGGUGGAGUUCCGCUGCAUCAUGGAGCGGUUAGCGCGUGAUUUGAAACUACACCGAAUUUCACCACAGGAACUGAUCAAAAUCGUGCUCCCAUCGAAGGCCAUCAAGAACGAACGUAUUCUGGAAACACUGAUGUACCAGGCAAAUAGUGGCAUGUAUCGCAUUCAGGACAGCUACCUGGAAGCGUGCCAGCAACGACUCCAGAAGCAGGACUCUCGGUACAGUGAGUGGGGCGAAAGCUUCGACUGUGGAUUAUAGGAAGACGAUCAGCUGUAGUGAAGCAGCUGUUCCUCCCUUUCACCGUGGCUUUCCUACGAUAGUCCCACCAUGUGUCACUUCAUACCGGGCGGCCUCCUCCCUUUGCCAGGAGGUAAUUGGAGAAAAGGUAUCGUCUUUGGUACAAGUAGAUCUUCGUGUCCGCUUUCGGAAGAACUUUGUUGUUAUGUGUUGACGAUGUGUUUAGCAGAUUCUAUAGAAAAAAUGUUGUUCUUUUCCGUUGUAUGUACGCAUUUCGAAAUCAAAAAUCGAUUAAUUUUCGACGCCAAAACGUAGCCAUUACCAGAGUGUGGCCAGCGGCCAUUUUAUUUACUAGAGAGCUAGAUAUGCCAGUGAUGACUGUUGCGUUGUUUUCUUCAUGCUAUGUUUGUGAGUUUAGGUAAAAUCUUUAAAAGAGACGUUUUUAUCCGACGAUAAUUAUGUUAAAGGAAGAGCAUGAAAACUAAACUUCUGUUGACUAUAUAUUAGUAGUUAACCAUUAUUAGAAAAUAUAUACUCUAGAUGACGGCGUAUCGCAUAGGCAGCAUCUGAUAAAUUGUGCAAACUCUGUCUUUUGGCAGCUAAGUAUCGUGCUAAAUGUUACUGCUUUGCUAUUGAGGAAUCGAUUCGUCGCAUUCAAUUCGACAGCCGUGUUGGUUCAACAAUCGUUUCGUUGCUCUUAUGUAUUAGGUAAAAUAUUUAAUGGAAUGCAGCUUUUAAUACAAAUCAUCAUAUCUUACGUAUAACGAACUAAUCACAUUUAAUGCUAUCACAAUGCUGUGCAUUAUCUGAAGGCCGAGUUGAGGAAAGUUGGCGGAACAAACAGCAUUUCAUGGCAUACAAGUUUGUGAAAUUGUGAUGCAAUCACUGAUAUCAAUAGCAAAGUAGUAACAAACCCCUAGUCAAAGGUUAAAAAUACAUAAGGUUUCUUCCCAUAGCACCGUGUAAAUUAAAAGUUGGGUUGAACGCUGUAGCUUCGCAACUGCCAUGGAGAAUGUUUCAGUUAUAUGAAAUUACCGACUUGUACCAAGUAAUCACACGGGCCAAUACAUGACAACAGUGUAGGGUGACGACCAUACGUCCUGGUUUCCCAGGACAUGUCCUGGUUUUUAACUGAAGAUCCUGGUGUCCUGGGAUGUCGAGGAAAACGAUUAGUUUGUCCUGUUUUUUUCAAUAAGCCUAAAAUUUUUGUUUUCGUUGGGUUUUAUUUACUCUGGACCAGCUUGCAGUUACGGUCGACCCGACAAAAACUGCAAUGCAAACUCACUCUCAAACAGAGUACGAGAAAAAAGCCUUAAAUAGUUGGAACCUGGAACCCAACAUUAUCCCACAGACUAACAGACAUAACACUCAAAGACAAAGCUUCGCCCGCUUUAACGGUCAUUUUUAAUAUAUUUGUAGUUGGGACUGUGGCCACAUUUGAAAUUAUGGCGCCACUGACAUUUGAACAAGCAUAUGAGGGAUAGACCACUAGUGAAAAAUUGUUCCCAAACCUGAGGGGUAACCCACCAGUAAAUGAGUGUUUGGGACUGUGAAUAAAAGGUGGAGCUAGUGUUCUGGAAAAAUUGUCGGAUCGAUGUUUUUUGAGGGAAUUCCCUCAUAGUGUUAUGUCUGUUAGUCUGUGAUUAUCCCUCCGGUGCUUCUCAAAAGGCACGUUUGAGACUUGGCUUCUUAACCACUUGCAAUUAUCUCAUGCCAAUGGCAUUUAUUCUUUUGCUAGAAAUGCACAAACAUGUUUCCAGUCCAUAAAAAGGAAAAUAAGCCAGACAUCAAUAGCUAUCGUGGAAUGACUUCUUGGAACACCGUCUCGAACUGGGUAUGAUGCGUCCAUAUAAAAGAGAAUCUUCGUAUGGAUGAUGAAAAACAAAACAAAUUUUUAUUGAUUCCUGUAUGAAUUCAUGAUUUCACAAAAAUGACGGGCGCUUGAAAAGUCCAUAAAUGUGCCAAAUUUCAUACCAUCGAAAAACCCAUGAAACCAACCCCCGGCUCAAGGCAGAGAAAUAUUUCGCCACUUCGUCUUCCGCUUCAGGGCAUGCUGUACCUUAUGGUUACGCAAAACCGCUGGAUAACCGGAACCGGCUUGUGCUCUCACAUUUCUCCAGGAGUGCCAGGAUAUAAGCGCUUGGCUGUAUCCGGUCGACACACUGAUGGUCUUCUUCGUUCCGGGGUAGGGUUGCCACCUCUGGAGAGGCUUUGACCCGGAGAUUAUCACUGAUCUGGGGGGUGGUAGAUUUUGAGUGGAACGAAACAAAAAUUGGAAUCAUACCGAUUGCUCGGCAUUUUAGAGCACUUUGAUCGCUUUCUAUUACUACGUUAAAGUAAAACUGUAAAUUUUUCACUUUUGAGAACGGUUUUAUCGGUUUAAUGAGGGGGAGUAUUUCACUUCCCCGACUAAGUGCCAAGAAUACAAAAGCACCAGCUACUCUCACUGUGGAGGAUAAGUCAAACGAGCAUUGCUCUACUCCACAACUAACUGGAAAAGGAGAGCAAAGGAUGCAGAGCUGUGACAUCGCACUAUGUGGUGUCGGUUAUUCGUUACCAACAAAUUUUAAUUUCGCAACAAAGGGGCAAAACUCACCUCCCCCUUUUAUUUGUUUUUCAUUUUCAUUGGUUUGUGAAAGAAAUUAGCAAUAUUUGGUGAACUCUUCGCUCUUCAAAAAAAAAAUUGAACCUAUGCUUCUUCCCACCAAACCCGGAGAAAUUGAUGUAAAACCCGGAGACCCGAAGAUCGCUCUCGAAAACCGGAGUCUCCGCGUCAAACCCGGAGGGGUGGCAACCCUAUUCCGGGGUGAAAACAGCGAUGAUCACAAACCAUCGAACGUAGUUGCUUCACUACUUUCGCCAUGGUUGCCGUGAAAGGAUUCAUAGAGCUGUCAUUUUUUUUCUGUGCAUAGCCUACUUGCAUUCAUUGACAAUUCAACGAUUGACCGUCACCGCAGAUCGAGAGAUAAUUGUGAUUGAAUCAUCUCAAGCACCCUUAUUUACUUCUACGCCAGGAAUAACCCAGGGAAGCUACGUGGAACUGUUCAUGUUUCUGUUUACUUCAAUGUCGAGUAUUUAGCGCUGAAUUCUUCGGCCCUUCGCAGACGAUCUUCACUAAUUGUGGUGUGUCAAAAAUUCGAAUGACAUUAUGGCAGACAGCUAAAAUAACUGAGUUUUUAUUCGCCUGAUAUGGUCACCAAUUUUAUUCGCUAGUUGAACUGACUGAUAAAUGGUUUAAACUCUGUAAAGGAGACGAUAAUGGUGUAAAUGCAUCUGUUUGCAUAUCUAAUUCUGAGAUGAAAUUUUAGCAUUCUGUGGUACAGUGAUCCAAUUAGCAGAUGUCUAACUAAAAAGCGUUCCAGUUAAAAGUAACCAACCAGCAAUUCACGACUGCAAGCAUAACAACAUAACAGCAAAUCUUAGUUUUAACGUGUUAAUUUAAAAAUUGCACACGUUGAUGUAAAGUGAUUUGCUGUUGAGUUCGCACUACUUGACAAACAUUGCAAUGCGAUGUGUCAAUCUAUUGAAAUUGAUCACAUCAAAGCACUGCGAAAUCAACAGAAAAUCACUUCAAUUUGGAAUGCUUUACACAUGGCUUCUAAUGGAUCAUGCAUUGAACUCCGCAUGCUUUCCAAGCUGAUAUUUAUGAUUUAUCAUAAUAUAAAGUUUCCGGUGCAUUCCGUGCCUUGAACACAAAUAAUAACAUAAUAAAUUUGAGCUUAACAAAUAUUAUGUGAUACGCACACUUUCGUAUACUCUAGAAAUUACAUACUCUCUGGAUUUUCACAUUCUUACACCGAUUUUCAAGUGUUUGUUUUACGACAAUAAGGUUCAUGGACUUUUGAUAUUUGUAAACAAAGGUUGAACUAUUCAAAUUCAAUAGAUUUGAACAAUGAUGCGAAUCCAACAGAUAAGCAUUUUAACUUAUAGAUAAAAUCCAUUAAAUAGUUUUAAAAGCCGAAUCACUUUGGUGCCAUUUGUAAAUCACCAGAAUAUCAAAGCUAAAUCACUUCAAUUGGUAGUGAGGCAUGACAAACUAAUUCAUGUGAAAAAUCUCUUGGAUUAGACGUGGCAAUUUUUUACCGUGUACUUUAUUGAAAACGUUAUUCGUCGCAUCAAGAAUGCUGCCCCGAAGAUCACCGCCAGCAACAAGUAAAUUCGCGCGUCCCAAAUGUAUCCAAAACAGUCCUUUUCAGGACAAACAAAGUCGGAUGAAGAUUUAUUAGUGAAAGUUUUCCGUUAAUGCUAUUUCUCAUGUUUCUAGCUUGAGCAGUGUAAACCUAUUCAAAUUGUGAUAAAUAUUGUGGUUAUCACUGGAAAUUAGCAAAAAUUGCGAAAAAACAAGAUGGUGACAAGAUUGCGAAACCGCCAUUUUUAAGAUUUAACCUUUUCAAAUCCGCAAGGCUACAAAAAUGUAAUUUGAAUUGAUUUUUAUGUGAAGUGUUCGAGCGACUAUUGGUUAUGAACCAAGCAAAAACAAAGGAAUCGAGUUAGGAAUCAAAAAGGCACACUAAACAAUUAAUUAAAUGGGUACCAAAAAAUAGUAACAAAUAAUUUCCGAUUUUCUCUGAACAGGUAGUGAAGGGGUGAAUAAAUCCAUGAACUGUCAAUUCAUGACCGUCCGAUACCUGACCAACAGGGCCUAUAUAUUGCUAGAUGUUUAUUCUAAACUGGGCGGAUGGAGCUAACGGUAUAUUUUCAAUUCUUUCGCUAUUUUAAAUUGAUUCCGUCGCAUGCUAAUCUUCGGUAAAAAAAAGAGAAAAAAUCUGAUAUUGCAAAAAAGCUGUGUAAAUGGCCACCCUGUCAUGCAGCUAAAACCGCAAAAAAAUGGGAAAAAUAUUUUUUUACGUCGAUUUCACGGACCAUACAUUGGAAGGGCAGCUUGCGGUAUAGUAGCUCCGUUCACUUCCGAUAGCGGCGAAUUUCUCACAGAGCGACUUAUGUAGCACUUGGCUUCUCAACGCCACCAAGGGUUGGGAUACGUUUGCGGAUGGCCUUCCUUGCUGACUGCUUGCGGACGUUCUGUUUGGUACGGGCCAUGGCGCAAAAAUUCCUGCUGUUCUGCUGGCUGGUACUACUUACAACGAUGGCCACACGAAUGAUGACCAGAGAUGCCAGAUACUUUUUUCAAAUGUCUGCAAUAAUAAUUUUAAAAAUCUGGGAAGAACAAAAAAUGUAAGGGAAGCUAGUGUAACUAAGAGCCUUUAUAUUCAAAAAUCUGUAAAUAUCGGCAACCAAACUAAAAAAUCUGCAAAUAUCUGCGUCAUCGAAAAAAUCUGCAGCUAAAAUUAAAAGUCUGCGAAUUUGCAGACAUGUCUGCAAAUCUGGUAUCUCUGACAAAAACCGACCGACACAUUUUUAGUAUAGUAGAGCGUAUACGCACUACUAUCGCUCUCUCGCUCGUUUUCGGGCCAUGUGCCUUUUUAUUCCUUUCUGCUACUAAUACUAGCAUAAUCAAAACGAAUAUGCGUCUUCCCACCAUCGAUUGGGUGAGCAGUGUUGUCAAAUGCAUUUUCAGUUUUUCAUCAAUAACAUUCAACAAUAUUUUCAAAGAUCUAUGCUGCAGAUUCGGAAAAAAAGAAAAAUAGUUGGCAAUGGAAAAGAAUUCCCAAUUAGAUUUUUUUUUAUUGUGACUACGACUAACGGUUCAAUAUAGACACCCCAUUUCAAUAUUUCGGAAGGAAAAGAAGGUCGAGUUUGGAAAGUUUGUAACAUUCAUUGUGCUUAACGAAAUUACACAAUGUUCGCACUCAUGAUUCAGAAAUAUGACCAGGGAUCUUCUAUUAGAUUUGUAAGUAUGUAUAAUUUACAUGAAUAAAGAAAAAUUGAUUUUCAGAAAUCAAUUAUUAUCUGUUAUCUGUUAUGAGUUGUUAUGUAUUCUACAUCUCUCCGGUUAUGUCGCAGACAUUACCCACCCUUUUUUCUUUCAAUAAUUACUUCCGAUACUAAUCCAGCGCUUUCGAAGAUUGGAAAUUCAAUAAAUCACAAAAUCGAUUUCAAAUUGGCGAAAUUUGAAGACAACCUCAUAACUUCUAAUCAAACCAUUUAACUGUUUAACCCUUACAAGUCUGAUCAUAUUUUUGUUUCGAGUAUAGACAUUUUAACCUUAAGGUCAUUCGCUUCUUCAUUUAGGUUAGGAAUUUUCCUAUAACAAAUCUCUUUGUUAAUUCCGCUAUGCCCGCUCGAGUCUGAUCUUGUUUCGAUGCGAGAAUUAGGUUGGUAUAAACACAGUUGAUAUCAAAUAUGCAGUAGUUUAGAAUUUUCGCUAUUCUAGUUACCUCAUACACUAGAUAUUGAAUUUUUAAUUGUAUUCUCAAAUAAAUUUUUGUCGAAAAAGUAUUUGUUAAAAUUUUAGUUUCUGUUAAAAAUUCGGGCCCCUUCAAAGCUCCGGGCCCGGGGGGAAACACCUCGCCCCCCCCCUCUCUACGGCCCUGAUUGAAUGAAUAAGUAUUCGACUCCUAGUCGAAUGUAGGAUUACUGCUCCCUAAUUCAUCUUAGCUCCUCUAUUCAUCUCACCCAUUUGAACACAUUAGUUAGAGCAGUAUCUGCUAUCUCUAUUCAACGCAUUAGCUCAAAUAGUAUGAUGAAUAAGGGUACGUUGUACUCGACUUUUCGCUUCGUUCAAUUACAUUUUCCAGGCAAAAAAUUUGCUGUGCUGCUUCUUAAGGAACAAAGCAAAAAUGAUGAUACUUUUUUAAGUGCAGUCCAGUCACUCUAAGUUGAGUUAGCAAUUGUAAUUGAUCGCUUGUUAGCACUCUACUUUGUAGCAGCCACCCUAAUGGUACUGAACCAAUAUUCCUGUGGCUAUUUUACUGACAACAAUAUGAGCCUGUUACCACAUUUCGUGCUGCUUAUCUUUGGUUCUGAAUUUAUUUCUGACCGCUCCUAAAAUGGACAACAUGCAAGCGCAAUGACCAUUCCCUAUAAUGCGGGUCCGAGACUCACCAGAAUAUCCUCCUCCCGGUGAACGUGCACCCAAAACUAAAAUCUCUUGCAAUAAUUGCAAGCGACAAUCACUUGCAAAUAAUGUUAGCGUCGCUUGCUAUUUUGCAGUUUCAUAAAACCACUUCAUCUCUUGUUAUACCUACAUACGUUUCUACAACACGACUAUCGAAGGAUUACCACCACAUUCACCUGCCUAUGCUAGUUGUUAUAGCAACGCAGGGUUAGUUUUUAUUUACCGUCUGCUUUUUAUUCAUUCCUUACCAACACCAUUAAACGCAAUAUUGAGACUCAUUCAUUAAUACGCGACAUUUUCGAAUUGCGGAUGUGCUGAUUGUACCAGUUUUAACACUCUGUCCUCAUGUGCAAAACAGAGCAGUGUUCAUAGUCAGUACUACGAUGCGCAAGAGCAUGAGUUCAAAUCCGGGUUUCGUUCGUUACUUUUCUCACUAAUCGUGAAAUCGUCCAAGUGACUUUAAUCCACUCAUAACUAUCUGAUGGCGUGGUUGGAUGGACAAAGUAUUGGUUAUUUAUCUGCCAGUGAAUGGUCGUUUUUCAAUGCCUGCCGUCCCUUUUUUGUUUAACGUGUAGUGGUCACCGUAUAACGCUAAUACAUAGGAAAAAUAAACUUUUUCCAUUUUUCUUGCAUUACAUGCAUUUUUGCACAUUACCGGAUCGCUUGCAAUUUGACCUAGCAAUCCUUGCAUUGAUGCAGGUAAUUCUUGUUUUGGGUGUACGGUCCAAGAUCACAAAAAGGUACACUGAAAAUAAUCGACACGAUAAAACCAUAUGCAAUUAAACAUCACUCUCAUGUGCGUUCUCAUGUUAAAAAGUAAAAGAAAUGAUUUCCCUUUGAAUUUCACAUGAAAAUCCAUUAAAAGCAUUUCAUGUGGUGUUUCAAACUAAAUUCAAACAAAUUCCACGUGAAUACGACAUAUUUAUCCAUUGAAUGUUCAUUGCCAUACUAUUGAGUCGUAUAGUAUGAACUUUCCACAUGACUCUUGCAUGAAAAACAUGUAGUGCAUUUCUACAUGUAAAACAAUUGAUUUCACCGAUUCUUCUGCCAAUGAAGACUAUAAGUAAAAGAAAGUGAUAUUCACGUGUAAUUCAUUUGGAAAUUUUAGUCAAUGGUAUUUCUAAUGAUGUUGAUGUGCUCUUCAUACCAUGUUCGCAUGAAUUUCAUUUGAAAACCAUAUUUCCCACACUCGAAUGGAUAUUGAAGUGGCAACCGUGUGCAUUUCACGUGUUUGUGGAUUGAAAUAAUUCAGUGGAUUUCCACAUGAUGUUAACGUGUUAAGUUUUUUCAGUGUAGGUAACUCGAUCGUCCCUAAAAGUUCUUGUCUCCGAGCUCGUUCCGGGAAGAGUUACACUAGCAUCUACCAAUGAAAAAUGGCACAUUUCCAAUCUAAUUGUUAUUCGUUUUAUUCUCUGCCGGUGAUAAAAAGUGUUACAUAGCUUCAUUAAGGGGUUGCACUCGAAAAAAAAGGCAUAUUUUAGAAAUUUUUCUUGACGCAAUGAAGAGAUGAAUCGAGAUCAAUAAAAAUGGGAUUAAAAAUACAAGCCCAAGUAACAAUUGAAGUUUUAUAGCACGUUAUAAGUGCAAUCUAAGUUUUAUGAGUGGUUAUAAAACUAUCAUAAAACCUAAAUUAUUACCAUGUUGCACAAAAAAAUUCAAGUGGUUUGAUCACAAGAUGGCGGCUGUGCAGCAUUUUCCUACCCGUGAGUUAUUUUAGAAAGGGCCCACAACCGAAAAUCUAUCUCCCGUAAUUUUUGACCUAGGUCAAAAAACCAAAGUUUUUUGGAUUGCAUAGAAUGACAGCAAGCGACGUACGUAGGAUUUUUUCGAUAUUUUGAUUUUUCGCACACUUUAUAGUAGAAAACACUGAAAAUGUGUUAUAAAGCGCCACAAAAUCUAUAUAUAUGAAAGUCAAAGUUUGUAUGUAUAUGAUUUAUAGACUCCCAAACGGCUUAACCGAUUACCGUAAACAUUCGCACACAGUAGGUAUUUGGUAUGGGGCGUGUUUGUGUGCUAUUAGUUGGAGAUUAUCUGCCUGCCAGAUGGCGCUUUGGAACAAAUUGUGUUUCCUCCUAUUUCGCAGAGUGUCACAGCAACGCGCGAUGGGUAUUAGCUAGUCGCAUAUAAAAAUACACAAUGAAAAAAUAAACUGCUACGUACGUCGCUGGAGGAAAUAAUUUUGAAUAUACUGUAACAAUUUCAGAACGAUCGAAAAUCAUUUGUUCGUGUUACAUUUCCGGUCAGUUUAAAAAAAGUGGUUUCGAGGAAAACGUGGUUGAAGUAUUCAGUGCGCUCAGGGUAUCCAUAAGAGGCGUUGCGGAAGAAUUGAUAAUUCGAACAUUUACAUAUUAGUGCUACCUUCCAUAAUUUGACAUAUGAAGACCCUAAAGCAUGUUUCUGGCUAAUAGAAAAUUGCGAUUUUUUUGAACUUCCACGGUGGUGUAACCCCUUUACUCUCCAUCCACACAAUAUACGUAAUCUUCAAGCAUCAGACGACUAAUUACUAAAAAAUAACCCACGAAUAAUAAUAUAUUAUUUUUCAAGAUCAAUUUCCAUCGCAGUUGCAAGCUAUUGUCGUCUAAUGUGCGGUUGUGUGAACCAACUCUAAAAUAACUUAAAGGUUGAUAGUAGAUGUCAAUAGGAGCAUUUUAUUCUGAGUCAGAACUGGAAAGAGUCGUCCAUUUAUACCGAUCAAUCUGUAUUAAACAGAUUUUAAGUCUAAAUACAGAUUUACAGCAAAUUUUCAAAUUGCCAUAAAGAUUUCACAAAAAAACCCAGAAAAAUGUAUUAUCAUACUUCCUUGCCUUCAAAUACCCUGUGUAGAUUUUGGUUUCCUCUAUUGUGACUUGCAGGAUUAUCGCUCGAUAUGCAAUUAUAGGAAAGCUCAAUCCAGAUAGGCGCGUGGCAGCUUUUGAAAAGCACAAAGCUGGCAGAAAAAUAAACAUUGCAAGAGAAGAUCCUCUACAUUAAUUUGCAAUAGAGGCUGAUUAUCACUCCUAUAGUUCGCUUAUGUGCGACUGUCUCAUUGUCUAGUGGCUCCACUGAAAUCGGCUUGCGGGGUAACUGCAGCUAUAUUUGAUGCGCCUUUCGGACGCCCGCAAUGUGAGAUUUUAUUAUAAGCGCGACAAUAUAUCAAACCAUCAAAUCGACGAGAGCAUUUCAAAUGGACACAUGGUCGGUGUUAAGUCAGACCGGACUAAGUGACAAAAUAUUGAUUUCGAGAAAAACGAGUUUAAGGUUUGAAUCAUAGCAUCCUUUACAUUAUAAUUGAAAAUUAAUUUUUGUCAUAAUUCUUGAUUAUUGUUACAUAUUCCAAAUCUGGCAAAAGUCAAAUGUAGCUGACGAAAUUUCCUAUCCAGUGACAUCAUUAUCUCAUUUUUUUAUGUUUUGCGACUUAGUCCGGUCUGACUUAGCACCGACCACAUAAGCAACAUCGUUCAUUAAUCGUUCAUUUUUAUUCGGGCAUUCAAAAUGACAUUUACCAUCAACCUUCUAAAUAUUUUCCCCUCUGUUACCAUCAACCAGCACAGUUGGAACCUCAACAAGAGAGAGAGAAAAAAACUAAACUGUAAACUGUCAUUUGAAUUAACAAAUGCUGAAAGUUUGGUCCUCUGCCCUCAGGCAGUUCAAAUGUCUAUCAGUCGCAACAAAAAAAAACAAAAACACAGAACAAUGCAAAUCGCGAAGGAACUGAAUAUUUUAUAUGUACAUUUAUCGACGAAGACAUAAUGCCGAAUGGUUGACGGACGAUACGGUUGAUAAAACGAAUGUAAGAUCAGCAGAAGCGAUUAUGGGAAACGUUGAAAUAAGAUUAAUCUUAAAAAAUAUGUAUGUGGAAGGAGGUGUGACAGACACACAACCAACAAUAAAGCAACCCGAUACCGUACUGUCGAUGUGUAUAGUGUACAUACGAGCCGGAAUAACUGAAAGAGAAGAUUAAAGUAUAUAUGAUAAUUAUUAGAUGUUUAUAUAUUGGAGAGAAUACGUGGAUGGAUAUAUACAUAACAUAUACAUAUUGAAAAAAACAUUGAUGGAUGAUGCA